UGCUGCCACCACCGCUCCGGUCCGGUCACCCCCCUCUCAUCGGCGGCCGCCCUCUCGCAUCGCACGCAGUGCCACUCCCCCGAGCCCCCGCGCCGGCCGCCGCUGCCAUGCUCCUCUCCGGACCGUCGCCGCAGCAGCCCACCCCGCCGCUGCUCCUCCCGGAGAGCAGCGGCGAGGACGGCGGCCACGACUCCUCCUCCCGCGCGGCGGCGUCGGUGGGCGGCGGCGGCGGCGGCCCCAAGAAGCGCGCCGAGACGUGGGUGCAGGACGAGACCCUCUGCCUCAUCGCGCUGCGCCGGGAGAUGGACUCCCACUUCAACACCUCCAAGUCCAACAAGCACCUCUGGGAGGCCAUCUCGGGGAGGAUGCGGGAGCAGGGCUACGACCGCUCCCCGACCAUGUGCACCGACAAGUGGCGGAACCUGCUCAAGGAGUUCAAAAAGGCGCGCAGCCACUCGCGGGGCGGGGCCGGCGCCGUGGGCGCCGGCGGGAAUUGCCCCGCCAAGAUGGCGUGCUACAAGGAGAUCGACGACUUGCUCAAGCGCCGCGGGAAGCCGGCCGGUGGCCAUGUGAAAAGCCCCACGGUCACCUCCAACUCCAAGAUCGAUUCCUACCUGCAAUUCACGGCGGACAAGGGUUUUGAAGAUGCUAACAUUCCUUUUGGCCCUGUUGAAGCAAAUGGCAGAUCCUUGCUAAGCGUCGAAGAUCGACUAGAGCCUGACAGUCAUCCACUUGCGUUAACAGCUGAUGCAGUUGCAACCAACGGUGUGAAUCCAUGGAACUGGAGAGACACCUCUACCAACGGUGGAGAUAAUCAGGUUACUUUUGGUGGGAGAGUGAUUUUAGUCAAGUGGGGUGAUUACACUAAAAGAAUUGGUAUUGAUGGUACUGCGGAAGCAAUUAAAGAAGCCAUCAAAUCGGCAUUUGGUCUAAGAACAAGGCGGGCUUUUUGGCUUGAAGAUGAGGAUGAGGUUGUCCGUUCAUUGGACAGGGAUAUGCCAGUUGGAACAUACACACUUCAUCUUGAUAACGGGAUGACCAUCAAGCUAUAUAUGUUUGAAAAUGAUGAAGUCCGGACGGAAGAUAAAACAUUCUACACUGAAGAGGACUUUCGAGAUUUUCUCUCACGGCGUGGUUGGACACUGCUUAGGGAGUAUUCAGGCUACAGAAUUGCUGAUACUCUUGACGACCUUCGCCCUGGUGUGAUUUACGAGGGGAUGCGAUCACUUGGUGAUUGAUUGGUAACCUUGCCUGACCAAGGCAUAUACUAUAUGUCCAAAGUAGAUAUCAUCUUUGAAUGCAAUCUGAAGCCAAGCAGAGUCCCUGGUUAUUGUAAAAUUAGCUAUUGGCAUCUUGGCCUAAGCUAGUUUCAAAUGUCCAUGCAGAGAAAGGAGAAAAAGUUAUACUGGAUAUACAAUGGUUACCCUAAGUAAAUAGCCUUGGAACUUGAAAAUUGGAAAUAUGAUCAUUCAUCAAGGUGCAAGCUCUCUGAAGAUCCAAAUUUCCAAUGUGGGUUGGCUGAGCACAAAAAUUACAGCUUAAAUGAGCUGUAGUUACUGCCAACAGUUCCUGGGGUCCCUCUGAUUUGUGUAAAUGUAGCUGUUUAGCAUCUUGAUGUAAGAUUCCUAUGUGUUACUCCUGCUGAUGCAG
This is a messenger RNA of Oryza brachyantha (malo sina), 1650 nucleotides long. RefSeq names its product trihelix transcription factor GT-1-like. The transcript has 5 exons. NCBI's taxonomy places the organism in Eukaryota, Viridiplantae, Streptophyta, Magnoliopsida, Poales, Poaceae. Bases 108 to 1238 code for a protein of 376 amino acids. The record is from RefSeq and is a predicted model, not a curated record.